AUGGAUGCAUCCCCGCUUGAAGAACAAUCCGACUGUCGGAACACACCCGAACCUUCCCCUCCUAUUAAAACCUCCAAGCCUCCCAAACGGGGUCGACCUAGGAUAGAUCGUCCUGGAGAAACAGCGGGUGAGAGACGAAAACAACAGAUCCGACUUGCACAACGAGCCUACCGGUUUCGCAAGGAUCUCAGAAUUACAGAACUAGACCAGGAAGUUGCCAAGCUUGAACAGACCAUCCUCGCAAUCCGCGACCUCUAUCUCAGCGUGCACACUUCUGUCGUGGACUCUGGAAUUGGAAUGUCCCAUCCGUUUCUCGCGCAGUCCAUGCAAACGAAUCUUCAGCUCUUGCUUUCUCUCACGCAGUCGGUAUCGUUUUCGUCCACGUAUCAGAGCACAGACGGUUCAUGGGACGAGACCUUUCUCAGGCGCAAGCGCCCGCUCCCGUCGCCUCCCGUGUCGAGCCAGAAUCCAUCGUCCGACUCUGAAACAUUGAAGCUUCCUCUCGACAGCACGUCCACAAGUCCGGGAGAAGGCUCGCGCCCGUCGCCGAACCAAUUCGUCCUAGAUCCGCUUCUGCUCUGUGAUGAAUACUUCUGGGAGCAACCCGGCAUGGGCAUGAACAAUGAUGAGAUAUCUCUUGGUCAUUUGACUUUACAGGAAUUCUCUUCGUCUCACUCUUGA
Aspergillus novofumigatus IBT 16806 is the source of this 681-nucleotide messenger RNA. Its product is annotated as bZIP transcription factor. The coding region runs from base 1 to 681 and encodes 226 amino acids. NCBI's taxonomy places the organism in Eukaryota, Fungi, Ascomycota, Eurotiomycetes, Eurotiales, Aspergillaceae. The transcript has 2 exons. The record is from RefSeq and is a predicted model, not a curated record. Gene Ontology annotation, biological process: regulation of DNA-templated transcription. Gene Ontology annotation, molecular function: DNA-binding transcription factor activity.